Messenger RNA from Drosophila santomea, 1332 nucleotides. Its product is annotated as extensin. The record is from RefSeq and is a predicted model, not a curated record. The coding region runs from base 112 to 1332 and encodes 406 amino acids. The transcript has 2 exons. NCBI's taxonomy places the organism in Eukaryota, Metazoa, Arthropoda, Insecta, Diptera, Drosophilidae.
UCAGUAUCUCUAAGCUUUAUGUUGUCAAACACUUCUACACUUUCUGUGCCUUAACAUGCACAAAAUUGUAAUUUCCGGGAGUUGGCCUCUUUGGGUGGUGAAGAGUUGAAGAUGUUCUGCACGGAGAGCUGUGAGCACGGAUGCAAUGCAACCUCGUCGGGCAAGCUGAUCGCCAAUGGAAAUGGAAAUGCAAAUGCAAAUGGCCUACAGUCGCAGGGAAACUCACAGCAUCAGUUCACUAUGUCCUACGCUCCACUGUCGACCAACAAUGGGUCCUCCAAGUCCGAAGUGGAGCCCCCGCGGCUAGGAAUGUGCCUGGUCACCGAGUGUCCAGAGGGUUUGAGCAUUGACUGCAAUGUGCCACUGCCCAAUUCCUUUAAUUUGGAUGAGUACAAGAAUCAUAUGAUCUGCUCGAGCUGCACCCAGUUCAAUGGAGGCGGUGGCCUGGAUAGGUUUGGCCAGCCAGGAACGGCCAGUCCUAGUGCCAAUCCAUAUCCAACUCCGCUUCCAAAUCCCAUCCAGCCCUCUGCUUGCAGCUUUCAUGGCCAGUGCUGUCCCACCGGAGGACCAUGCGCUGUAUACGAUUCGCAGCCAAAACCACCAAGAUCCCAUCGACAGGAACUACCGGUGGGUCAAGGAGCCCCUAUGAUGCCGCAGAUCUUUUGCCUGGCACCACCCAGUUCUCAUGGCUGCCCAAAUCAGCCCGUGUAUUUGUGCAGCUUGAUUCCAGUUCCCCAAUCCUGGAACCUUCUUCCACUGGUCCAGCCGCAUCACUUGCCGCAUCAGCAGCUGCUGAUGAAUCCCGCACAGGACUCGCAGCUGCCGAUGCAGCAACUGGUGCAGUAUGACCUGUCCUUCAACCGCCUGCUGGCCGAAUUGCGGAAGGAACGGGAGAGGUCCUGUUGUGAGCUGCAGAUGCCCCAGCCUCUGGCCUUCCAGCUAUAUGCGCCCACGGUUAGGUUCCAAGAUCAGCCAGAAGCCUGUUCUGCGAAGAGAGAGCCUCCUUGUCCGCCGGCAGCUCCUUGCACCCGUUCACCACCACAACCACCAUCUGCCUCGCCAUCCCCACCAGUCACAUCUGCCUCCUCCGCCGGGCUGCCCAGAGCUCGUUCGGCCAGUCCGAAGCGCAGUCGGUCCUGUCUCCGGAACAAGGAUCUCUGGGACAGUGGGGGAUCCAUUCCAGGCCCUUCCACCUGCUCCGCGACCCCCCAACAUGUGGCCGGCAACGUGUGCAUGAAGUGCGGAAACUGCUGGCACUGCCCGCGCUGCAACUGCUCCAACUGCUGCUGGCAUCCCGGCUUGGUGCGAAAUCCUCCGAGAGAUGGUCGGUAA